Molecule: messenger RNA, 3981 nt
Organism: Tupaia belangeri chinensis (Chinese tree shrew)
Lineage: Eukaryota; Metazoa; Chordata; Mammalia; Scandentia; Tupaiidae
Gene: AP1B1
Product: adaptor related protein complex 1 subunit beta 1
Exons: 23
Coding region: 89-2938 (949 amino acids)
Biological process (GO): vesicle-mediated transport; intracellular protein transport
Cellular component (GO): clathrin adaptor complex; membrane coat
Molecular function (GO): clathrin binding
Source: RefSeq, a predicted model, not a curated record
CGAGCCUGACCAGAACUAGAAUGGAACACAGCUGAAUGCCACCCCUCUCUUCUCUCUUGCAGAGUCUGGCCACAGAUAAGGGACCAAAAUGACGGACUCAAAAUAUUUCACCACGACCAAGAAAGGGGAGAUAUUUGAACUGAAAGCCGAGCUCAACAGUGACAAGAAGGAGAAGAAGAAAGAGGCGGUGAAGAAAGUGAUUGCAUCGAUGACCGUGGGCAAAGAUGUCAGUGCCCUCUUCCCCGAUGUGGUGAACUGUAUGCAGACGGACAACCUGGAGCUGAAGAAGCUGGUGUACCUAUACUUGAUGAACUAUGCCAAGAGCCAGCCUGACAUGGCCAUCAUGGCUGUCAACACCUUUGUGAAGGACUGUGAGGAUCCCAACCCCCUCAUCCGGGCCCUGGCCGUGCGGACCAUGGGCUGCAUCCGAGUGGACAAGAUCACGGAGUACCUGUGCGAGCCACUCCGGAAGUGCCUCAAGGAUGAAGAUCCAUAUGUGCGCAAGACAGCAGCUGUGUGCGUGGCCAAGCUUCAUGACAUCAAUGCCCAGCUGGUAGAGGACCAGGGCUUCCUGGACACCCUUAAAGACCUCAUCUCCGACUCUAACCCCAUGGUCGUGGCAAAUGCAGUGGCUGCCCUCUCGGAGAUCGCGGAGUCUCAUCCCAGCAGCAACCUGCUUGACUUGAACCCGCAGUCCAUUAACAAGCUGCUGACAGCUCUGAACGAGUGCACUGAGUGGGGCCAGAUCUUCAUCCUAGACUGCCUGGCCAACUACACCCCCAAGGAUGACCGAGAGGCCCAGAGCAUCUGUGAGCGGGUCACCCCUAGGCUCUCCCAUGCCAACUCUGCUGUGGUGCUGUCUGCCGUGAAGGUGCUGAUGAAGUUCAUGGAGAUGCUGUCCAAGGACCUGGACUACUACGGCACACUGCUCAAGAAGCUGGCCCCACCCCUCGUCACGCUGCUGUCAGCUGAGCCGGAGCUGCAGUACGUGGCCCUGCGCAACAUCAACCUCAUCGUGCAGAAAAGGCCCGAGAUCCUAAAGCACGAGAUGAAGGUCUUCUUUGUGAAGUACAACGACCCCAUCUACGUGAAACUGGAAAAGCUGGACAUCAUGAUCCGCCUGGCCUCCCAGGCCAACAUCGCCCAGGUGCUGGCAGAGCUGAAAGAGUAUGCGACAGAAGUGGAUGUGGACUUCGUCCGAAAGGCUGUGCGUGCGAUUGGCCGCUGUGCUAUCAAGGUGGAGCAAUCUGCAGAGCGCUGUGUGAGCACGCUGCUCGAUCUCAUCCAGACCAAGGUCAACUAUGUGGUCCAGGAAGCCAUCGUGGUCAUUAAGGACAUCUUCCGCAAGUAUCCCAACAAGUAUGAGAGUGUGAUCGCCACUCUGUGUGAGAACCUGGACUCCCUGGAUGAGCCCGAAGCCCGAGCUGCCAUGAUCUGGAUCGUAGGCGAAUAUGCCGAGCGGAUUGACAAUGCAGACGAGUUGCUGGAGAGCUUCCUGGAGGGCUUCCAUGACGAGAGCACCCAGGUCCAGCUGCAGCUGCUGACAGCCAUCGUGAAACUCUUUCUGAAGAAGCCAACAGAGACCCAGGAAUUGGUGCAGCAGGUCCUCAGUUUGGCCACUCAGGACUCAGAUAACCCGGACCUGCGGGACCGAGGCUACAUCUACUGGCGUCUGCUUUCCACGGACCCGGUGGCUGCCAAAGAGGUGGUGUUGGCGGAGAAGCCGCUCAUCUCCGAAGAGACGGACCUCAUCGAGCCCACGCUGCUGGACGAGCUCAUCUGCUACAUCGGCACUCUGGCCUCCGUCUACCAUAAGCCGCCCAGCGCCUUUGUGGAGGGGGGCCGGGGUGUGGUGCACAAGAGCCUGCCACCCCGCACCGCCUCAAGCGAGAGCACAGAGAGCCCGGAAACCGCCCCUGCUGGAGCAGCCCCCGGUGAGCAGCCAGAUGUCAUUCCUGCACAGGGCGACCUGCUCGGUGACCUCCUCAACCUGGAUCUCGGCCCCCCGGUGAGCGGCCCGCCCCUGGCCACCUCCUCGGUGCAGAUGGGAGCUGUGGACCUUCUUGGCGGUGGCCUCGACAGCCUGAUGGGGGAUGAGCCUGAAGGGAUUGGGGGCACCAACUUGGUGGCACCUCCAGCAGCUACAGUACCAGCCAACCUAGGAGCACCCAUGGGCGGUGGCCUGAGCGACCUCUUUGACCUGACCAGUGGGGUGGGCACCCUGUCAGGAUCAUACGUGGCCCCCAAAGCAGUCUGGCUCCCCGCCAUGAAGGCCAAGGGACUGGAGAUCUCGGGCACCUUCACCCGCCAGGUGGGCUCCAUCUCCAUGGACCUGCAGCUGACCAACAAGGCCCUGCAGGUCAUGGCUGACUUCGCCAUCCAGUUCAACCGCAACAGCUUUGGCCUGGCCCCCGCCGCCCCCCUCCAGGUCCACGCGCCACUCAGCCCCAACCAGACCGUGGAGAUCUCCCUGCCUCUCAGCACGGUGGGCUCAGUCAUGAAGAUGGAGCCUCUGAACAAUCUCCAGGUGGCUGUGAAGAACAACAUCGACGUCUUCUACUUCAGCACCUUGUACCCCCUGCACAUCCUCUUUGUGGAGGAUGGGAAGAUGGACCGGCAGAUGUUCCUGGCCACAUGGAAAGACAUUCCCAAUGAGAACGAAGCUCAGUUCCAGAUCAGAGACUGCCCCCUGAACGCAGAGGCUGUGAGCGGCAAGCUGCAGAGCAGCAACAUCUUCACCAUCGCCAAGAGGAACGUGGAGGGCCAGGACAUGCUCUACCAGUCCCUGAAGCUGACCAACGGCAUCUGGGUGCUGGCAGAGCUGCGGGUCCAGCCGGGCAACCCCAGCCUCACGGACUUGGAGCUGUCCCUGAAGUGUCGAGCACCAGAGGUGUCCCUGCACGUCUACCAGGCCUACGAGACCAUCCUCAAGAACUGAGGCCCUGUCAGCACCCACCCCAGCCGUCUCCGGUCCCACCAAGAAAGCCCCGGGGGGGUUAGCACCUCCUCUCCCUCACAGGAGGGGCCGGGCUGGGCUCCUGGCCCCCAGGGGGCUCCCUGGUCCUGACUGCAGCCCCCACCUGGGGCGGCGCCCCUCCUAGGGUGAACUCUCCAUGUCCUGGGAUGCCCCUCUUCUGUUGCUGCUGACGUUUGGGGUCAGGUGAGGAGGGGACCAAAGGAAAUAGAGCCAGAACGCAGCAGAGGCUGCCCGGGGGCCCAGGCUGCUGCUCUUCCUUCCCCCCCAGGCCCCGAUUCUCAGGCUUCCCAGGGUUGGUGUUAGAGGCCUUCUUUCCCACCACCGCCCAUUGGCUGGGCCUGCCAGCCUGUCCUGGGCACAUGGGGAGGCCCCAUGGUACCAGAGCAGCUGCCAUCAGGGCCAGGGGCUCCGGGGUUCUCCAUCGGUGCUGGCAGAGGGCAGAGCUGAAGUGGGGAGCCCAGGGCCUGCCCCACCCACCUGCAUCUGCCAGGCUGGUCCCCUCGGCCCCUAAGCGGCGACCCUCAUGGUCAAGAUCAGGCAGAGGCUCCCAAAGCCCCUGUUCCAGGCUCCUGUCCCCACUGCCUGUUUCUGCCCCUGAAGACGGUCACUGCCGAUGGUAGGUUCCUCCGUGUCCCCUCAGCCAGCCCAGGGCUCUGGAGCAGAAAGGGCCAAGGGAGGGGCUGCAGUGGGCUCGCAAGGUGUUUGGAAUUUCUCUGGGUUUCUCUUUAGUGUCUGCUACCCUCUUCCUGGCCCCCCGAGUCUCAGUGUGUCCGACAGCAUUAGGUAGUCCUGUUACCGCUGUUAAUAAUAAAGGACGAGUCUGCUUUUGGCAAUCACAGACACUUUUUUCCCUCUCCACCAAAUGUCCAGGUUGGGGACGGCCCGGAGUGGCUAGGGAUGGCUUCUGACCCCUGCGGUAACUGUAUCAAAUAUAUAUAAAUAGACAAUAUAUAUUGUAUGUUUACUCUUAUUUUCCAAAAGAGAAUGAAUAAAAAUGAUGACAU